Molecule: messenger RNA, 1460 nt
Organism: Aethina tumida (small hive beetle)
Lineage: Eukaryota; Metazoa; Arthropoda; Insecta; Coleoptera; Nitidulidae
Product: elongation factor Tu
Exons: 5
Coding region: 8-1393 (461 amino acids)
Biological process (GO): mitochondrial translational elongation
Cellular component (GO): mitochondrion
Molecular function (GO): translation elongation factor activity; GTP binding; GTPase activity
Source: RefSeq, a predicted model, not a curated record
UACUAAAAUGUUAACCGGUAUCAGAUUAUUAGUUUCUCCAAUAAAAAAAUUAACAAGACCGACAAACCAAAAUAUUGGAACUGUUAACAGUGUUUGUGCACGGUGUUUUAAAAAUCCGGAUAACCUCAAAAUCGUAGCUUCCUUAAUUGCGGGAGAUUCAAAUAGAUGUUACUCGACAACCAGCAAAGAAAAAAAACACGUAAAUGUCGGAACUAUAGGUCAUGUGGAUCAUGGCAAGACAACACUAACUGCCGCAAUAACCAAAGUAUUACAGAAAGAUGGCCUGGCCCAAUUUAUAUCAUACGAUCAAAUAGACAGAGCACCUGAAGAAAAAGCCAGAGGAAUUACAAUCAAUGCUGCGCAUGUCGACUACAGUACGGAAAAGAGACAUUAUGCUCAUACUGAUUGUCCAGGCCAUGCCGAUUAUAUAAAGAACAUGAUAUCUGGAGCUUCCCAAAUGGAUGGGGCUAUUCUAGUAGUUGCUGCAACUGAUGGACAAAUGCCACAAACCAGAGAACAUUUACUGCUAGCCAAACAAGUGGGAAUAACCAAAGUUAUUGUGUAUGUUAAUAAAGCAGAUCUAGUGGAUAAUGAAGUUUUAGAACUUGUGGAACUAGAGAUACGUGAAUUGAUGGAAGAUUUUGGUUUCGAUGGGACGAAUUCGCCGGUAAUUUUUGGUUCAGCCCUAGACGCCCUAAAUGGGAAAGACACAGAGUAUGGCAUACCGUCGAUAAAAAAAUUGUUACAUGCGGUAGAUAACUAUAUUCCAGAUCCAGAAAGAGAUGUUACAUCUCCCUUCAUGAUUCCAAUAGACAAUGCAUUUUCUGUGCCUGGUAGAGGUACAGUUGUUGUUGGUACACUGUCUCGGGGUACAGUUAAUAAAAAUUCCGAAGCUGAGCUCGUUGGUUUUGAUAAACAAUUAAAAACAGUGGUUACCGAUAUCCAAGUUUUCAAAAAAAGCGUUCCAAAAGCGGUUGCAGGGGAAAAUAUUGGGGCACUGUUGAGAAGUAUAAAACUUAAGGAUGUGCAGAGAGGGAUGCUUUUGUGUGCAGUGGGAAGCGAAAAUAUUAGUAAUAGGUUUAAGGCGAGCAUUUAUUUUCUAACCAAAGGAGAAGGAGGUAGAUCGAAACCUGUUACUGGAAAAUACUGCCAACAACUUUUUAGCAGGACAUGGAAUGUGCCAUGUAGAAUUGAUUUGGAUGAUGGUGCUGAGAUGAUAAUGCCUGGAGAUCAUGGUAAAGUAUCCGUAACGUUGAUGUGGAAGAUGGUGAUGAUUAUGGGACAACAGUUCACUAUUAGAGAGAAUAACGUGACUGUGGCAACUGGAAUUAUUACAGAAACACUGCCAGCAAUUAAUAUUAACACCAGUCUUGGAAAACUUGUUAUACAUUGAUAUAAAUUCAUUUUUAUAAAUGUAUAUUUGUUAUUCAUAAAUUUUGAAUAAAAUCAUUACAUUUUAA